AUGACAGAAGAACUGACAGCCACUGAGGCUGUUCCCCAAUUUGGCUUCAAGAAGCGCUCAAAUAAGGCCAAAGCCAGCUUUCGCAAGAAGCCCGCCACGCCACCUCCGGCCUCCGACUCCGAUUUCACCUCUUCCGAUGACGAAGAAGGCCGGCGCAUUAAGAGACGGCGCAAGAAUGUCGCAGUGACUGCCUCGUCCGCGACUAAUGUCUCCCGAAAGGAGUCCUCCACCGAACAGCCCUCUGCCGGUCCCGCUCCAUUGACAUCGAGCAACGACGCAACCAAGAGCGCUAACUGGUAUGAUGAAGAGUUGAGCGCCAAGAAUCUACUCGGCUCGACGCGAGCGCGCCCACAGGAGUCUGCUGGACCAGACGGCACGUACAAGGGUGCCGCCAAUUACACCUCUUUCAUCCAGAAGAACCCAGAUGCGCCGAACAAACAGUUCGGCCCGAUAAAAGCGCCUACAAACGUGCGCACGGUGACCGUCAUGGAUUUCGCACCCGAUGUGUGUAAGGACUAUAAGCAGACAGGAUUCUGUGGUUUCGGUGAUUCCUGCAAGUUCCUUCACGCUCGAGAAGACUAUAAGCAAGGCUGGGAACUUGAUCGGGACUGGGAGAUUGGUACCAACGGCAAGAAGUUGACUGGGCGUGUCGUGUCACAACGCAAAGGUGCCGGCAUGGCCGAUGAGGAAGAGGACGACGACGACGACGAAUUACUGGAAAGCAUCCCCUUUGCAUGCAUCAUCUGCAAAAAACCCUACACAAACCCUAUCUUGACCAAGUGCGGUCACUAUUUCUGCGAGUCCUGCGCUUUGAAUCGCUAUCGGAAGAAUCCGUCUUGUGCGGCCUGUGGCGCGGGAACUGGGGGUGUGUUCAAUGUUGCGAAGAAGCUUACUGCCUUGCUGGACAAGAAGCGGGAGCGAGCUCGCAAACAACGCGAGGAGGCACUUGCCAAUGGGGAAGAAGUCAGUGACGAAGAGGAGGAAGAUAGCGAUUAA
Messenger RNA from Penicillium maclennaniae, 996 nucleotides. Its product is annotated as U2-type spliceosomal complex subunit CWC24. Gene Ontology annotation, biological process: snoRNA splicing. NCBI's taxonomy places the organism in Eukaryota, Fungi, Ascomycota, Eurotiomycetes, Eurotiales, Aspergillaceae. Gene Ontology annotation, cellular component: U2-type spliceosomal complex. The record is from RefSeq and is a predicted model, not a curated record. Gene Ontology annotation, molecular function: metal ion binding. The coding region runs from base 1 to 996 and encodes 331 amino acids. The transcript has 2 exons.